Morus notabilis is the source of this 1292-nucleotide messenger RNA. RefSeq names its product rac-like GTP-binding protein ARAC7. Gene Ontology annotation, cellular component: cell projection; plasma membrane; cytoskeleton. The record is from RefSeq and is a predicted model, not a curated record. The transcript has 8 exons. Bases 371 to 1000 code for a protein of 209 amino acids. Gene Ontology annotation, biological process: establishment or maintenance of cell polarity; small GTPase-mediated signal transduction; regulation of actin cytoskeleton organization. Gene Ontology annotation, molecular function: GTPase activity; GTP binding; protein kinase binding. NCBI's taxonomy places the organism in Eukaryota, Viridiplantae, Streptophyta, Magnoliopsida, Rosales, Moraceae.
UAUUUUGCAUUUCAAAAAAUUAUAGAGGGACGAAAAAAGUUGCAGACAAGUCUUUGACUACAAACAACAAACAACUAAUCUCUUCUCUCUCUCUCCUCUCUCUCUCUCUCAUGUUUUUUAUAAUCUUUUUUUUUCCUUGAAACUAGAAGAGGAGGGUCUUUCUUGUCUUGGCCUUUUAUAUCAUCUACAACACCUUUCAAGUUUCUUACACAUCCACACGCUUUUCUUCUUCUUCUUCUUCUUCUUCUUCUUCUUCUGUACUCUCGGUUUCUUUUGAGCCCAAACUUUAGAUAAAAGAUUCUUGAAACGUUCAUAGUUUGUAUUCCAUUGGUUUCAGAAAGAAAGUUGUGGGCUUGAUUGAUUUGAGAAAAUGAGUGCUUCAAAGUUCAUUAAAUGUGUCACAGUUGGUGAUGGGGCUGUUGGGAAGACAUGUAUGCUUAUCUGCUACACUAGCAACAAGUUUCCCACUGAUUAUAUACCAACCGUAUUUGACAAUUUCAGUGCCAAUGUAGCUGCGGAUGGAAACAUUGUCAACUUGGGACUAUGGGAUACUGCAGGUCAAGAAGACUAUAGUAGGUUGAGGCCUUUGAGUUACAGAGGUGCAGACGUAUUCGUGCUAGCUUUCUCUUUGAUUAGCAGAGCUAGUUAUGAGAAUGUCCUUAAAAAGUGGAUGCCUGAACUUCGUCGGUUCGCACCAAAUGUUCCAAUUGUUCUUGUUGGAACAAAACUAGAUCUUCGCGAGGACAGGGGUUAUCUAGCCGAUCAUAUGGGAUCUAAUGUCGUAACAUCUGCUCAGGGAGAGGAGCUAAGGAAGCAAAUUGGUGCUGCGGCUUAUAUCGAGUGCAGCUCUAAGACUCAGCAGAAUGUCAAAGCUGUUUUUGAUACCUCUAUUAAGGUUGUUCUUCAACCUCAAAGAAGGAAGGAGAUGGCUCGGAAGAAAACACAAAGACGGUCUGGUUGCUCAAUUGCGAGCAUUAUGUGUGGAGGCUGCGUGGCUUAGGGCAGAUCAAAGCCACGGUAGGUGAUAUUCACUUCUCACUUUUGGAAAAUGGUGUAUUGGUUUGUAAUUUUUAGGAGUUCAACAGGGGCUGAUCAGUGAUAGUUAAAUGAUGUUCUUAUGGAUGUAUUAUAGUUUUGAAUGACAAAUUUUUACCAGUGGUUAGUAAUGGAGGGAAUUUUUCAUUCUCGCAUUUAUUGUGUAGUUGGUAAAUCAUGUUUGGAUGUAAUGGUUUAUGCUGAAGAAGUACUAGACUUUCUUUCUGUGUAUCAAAUAUAUCUUGGAUUUUUCUUUA